Molossus molossus (Pallas's mastiff bat) is the source of this 1663-nucleotide messenger RNA. Its product is annotated as cytochrome P450 2G1. The record is from RefSeq and is a predicted model, not a curated record. The transcript is spliced from 10 exons. Gene Ontology annotation, biological process: xenobiotic metabolic process. NCBI's taxonomy places the organism in Eukaryota, Metazoa, Chordata, Mammalia, Chiroptera, Molossidae. Gene Ontology annotation, molecular function: oxidoreductase activity, acting on paired donors, with incorporation or reduction of molecular oxygen, reduced flavin or flavoprotein as one donor, and incorporation of one atom of oxygen; iron ion binding; heme binding. Gene Ontology annotation, cellular component: cytoplasm; intracellular membrane-bounded organelle. Bases 179 to 1663 code for a protein of 494 amino acids.
UCCACAAAGGACAUCCUGCCAGGAGAUCCAAGAUCCAGAAGGUGGUGCUCCGCGAGUCACUCAGUUUUCCCAGAUUCCCACCAUUUCUGGACACAGCCUGCUUCAGCCCAACCAGCCAAGCCCUAUUUCAAAACCUACAGGACCCGAUGCCCUGGAUACAACCCCUCGACUUGGCACCAUGGAGCUCGGAGGGGCCUUCACCAUCUUCCUGGCACUCUGCUUAUCCUGUCUGCUCAUCCUCAUUGCCUGGAAGCGGAUCAACAAGGGGGGAAAGCUACCGCCAGGCCCCACACCGAUCCCCUUCCUGGGGAACCUGUUACAGAUCCGCACAGAUGCCACCUUUCAGUCUUUCAUGAAGCUCAGGGAGAAAUAUGGCCCAAUCUUCACCGUGUACAUGGGUCCCCGGCCAGUAGUUAUUUUAUGUGGACAUGAAGCAGUGAAGGAGGCCCUGGUAGACCGAGCAGAUGAGUUCAGUGGCCGUGGAGAAUUGGCUUCAAUAGAACGAAACUUCCAAGGUUAUGGUGUAGCUCUGGCUAAUGGAGAACGAUGGAAGAUUCUCCGACGCUUCUCCUUGACCAUUCUUCGGGACUUUGGGAUGGGAAAGCGCAGCAUUGAGGAGCGGAUCCAGGAGGAGGCUGGCUUCCUGCUGGAGGAGUUACGGAAGACAAAGGGUGCGCCCACCGAACCCACUUUCUUCUUGAGCCGCACUGUCUCCAACGUCAUCAGUUCCGUCGUCUUUGGAAGCCGCUUUGACUAUGAGGACAAGCAGUUCCUGAAGCUUCUGCAGAUGAUCAACCAGAGUUUCAUUGAGAUGAGCACACCCUGGGCACAGCUAUAUGACAUGUACUCCGGAAUCAUGCAGUAUUUGCCAGGAAGACACAAUCGCAUCUACUACUUGGUAGAAGAGCUCAAGGACUUCAUUGCCUCCAGGGUCAAGAUCAACGAGGAGUCCCUUGACCCACAGAACCCCCGGGACUUCAUUGACUGCUUCCUCAUCAGGAUGCACCAGGAUAAAAAUAACCCCCACACAGAAUUCAACCUCAAGAACUUGGUCCUCACCACUCUCAACCUCUUCUUUGCUGGCACAGAGACUGUAAGCUCCACGCUGCGCUACGGAUUCCUGCUGCUGAUGAAGCAUCCUGAGGUGGAAGGGAAGAUCCAUGAAGAGAUUGACCAGGUGAUUGGAUCACAUCGGAUGCCAAGUGUGGAUGACCGAGUCAAGAUGCCCUACACAGAUGCCGUGAUCCAUGAGAUACAGAGACUGACAGAUAUUGUGCCCAUGGGUGUUCCACACAAUGUCAUUCGGGACACUCAUUUCCGAGGCUACCUUCUGCCCAAGGGCACUGACGUGUUUCCCCUGCUUGGCUCAGUCCUCAAAGACCCCAAAUACUUCCGCUACCCAGAUGCCUUCUACCCCCAACACUUCCUGGAUGAGAAGGGCCGCUUCAAGAAGAAUGAAGCCUUUGUGCCCUUUUCUUCUGGAAAGCGUGUCUGCCUUGGCGAGGCCAUGGCCCGCAUGGAACUCUUCCUCUACUUGACCUCCAUCCUUCAGAAGUUCUCCCUACGCCCGCUGGUGCCACCUGCUGACAUCGAUGUCACCCCCAAGAUCUCGGGCUUUGGCAACAUCCCCCCAACCUAUGAGCUCUGCUUGGUGGCUCGCUGA